CCCCUCCUCUCUUGGCGUUAGUUUGCACAAUCAGUUAUUAGAGCAGAAUUACAAAAACGUGCGUUAGCUUGAUCGAUUGCCCACCAAACCAUUUGGCGGAGCAAACCGAUCAAGGGUUAGUUCAGGGUAAGUGCUUCAAACGUCAACUUUCUCGCGGGCCGAGAAAAGCAGUAAACAGAAAGAAGUCAAUCAAGAGACAUUUGUCGAAGCAUGACGUAGCAGUUUCCAUUUCAAGUGGGGCUUCCAUGGGAACGAAGACGUAUUUCGAAUGUAACCGUUGGCAACCAGAAGAAAUUUAAAGUUUCACAAAUCCGUGACGAGGGACUCGUCUUUUCUCUGUGUUUUAUUCCUGCCUGAUCGUGCAGUCCGUUUCUGCUAUCAAACUGCAAUGUCUUCCCUCGUUACAGCUGUGAUAGACUCAUGCAUCGGUGCACUGAUUAGCAAAGGUCGCACCCUAGCAGCAGAAAAACUGAAUCAUGGCGACGUUGUAGAUGCUCAACUACGCCAGCUUAUCAUUAAAGAUACGGACGACAUCAAGUCGAAGUUGGACGGAAUAAUAUCGUCACACCUGAAGGCCAGUAUAACCCAUUUCGAUAACGGAGUUAUUUCCCUUGGCAGGGUUCUGGACAAAAACAUAGUCGGCAGGGAAGCUGUUGAGAGGAAAGAAGUUAGACUGACUGAGGUAGUCGGAACGAACAAGGCAAUCAAAGUGAAAGAAAACAGCAUUGUUUCUUUGGCGAAAAGCAUAAAAAACUUGCACGCCGUCGAUUUAAAUAAAGACGCAAAGAAGGCCAUUAAAAAAGCCCGAGGGAGUUUCCAACUUGCCCGUGAAAAAGCAAUUGACGCCUUUUCCAACGACAGCCAGAGCACUGUUACACGCCUGGUUGCCAUGGCGAUUCGUAUUAUGUCGACUUUCUUAGAGGAAGCGGACGACCCGGCAAGCUCUAUAGACUUACUGAGAUCGUGUCUUGUAGACCUUCACUCGAUGCCUGAAGUCAAGAAGAUUUUCAAAGUAAAGCUAAGUAAAAGUUUAAAGUCGAAGGUUGCCAACAAUGAAAGAAAUGGAAUUGUUGCUUCCGUCUGUCGAAUGAAUCGCAAUAUUUACGAUCUAAUGUGUGAGUUCGUAGAAGAUGGAAGUAAGUCCGGACAACUGUUGAUGUGGCCAUGUGUUGAAAUUGAUAGAGAAAAAAUUGACCUUCUGCGCGAUGCAAGAAUUGCUGGAGACCUUCGUAAGAUGGGAAUGGAGCAGAUUAGUAUGGAGCCUUGGUUGUUGGGUCAGGAAGGUGAAGAAGAACAAAGAUUGAAAUCGAUAAGAGGUAUCGCCGGAAAUACGAAAGGACAAUUUAUAGUUGGAGAAAAAGAUAAAGUGAAAGUGUUUGACAAAAGUGGCAAGGUUUCCUCAUCUUUCACUUUUCCCGAGGAGUGGAAAAAUACUGAGAUUAGAGAUUUAGCAACUGAUCAGGCCAACAACGUGUAUCUUCUAACCAGCCAAAACAGCAACGAACCCUCUGGAGGAUCUGUUUAUAUUUUUGACAAAGAGGCAAAAAUGCAUCACAGCUUUGAAACGAGGUCAGAAAAUGUAGUCCAUUCAGUGAUGGUGGACAGCAGUGGCAACAUUUUGGUGUCAUUGAUUAAGAUGAAGUAUGUUCGAAACUGGCCAAUCAAUUACGAUAAAAAACGCAAGCUAUUCAAGAACGAGGGUCCUAACUUCAAACUCACAGCUGUUGCAUUCAUAUUGGAUGUAUACGAAAAUGGUAAGAAGAAUAAUCGCAGUAUUACUGUUGCAUGCCUUGAUCCGAGUUCUUGUCUUUGUACAAUUAUUGAAGGACGUGUUAUCGUAUUAGACCCCAAAGAUUACACCCUUCACAUAUUUGGCAUCACGGAAUACUAUCAGCGUGAAAAGGAACUGGUUCAACUGAAAGCACAAGGUGUUGUCCAUGGUAUGGAAUUUCAUCAGCCUAGUGAACAGUUAUGCAUCCUCUCAGAAGGCAAAGAUUCCGCCCUUCGUGUCUCGCUCUACAGCAAAGAUGGCGAAUACAGCCGCACAAUUCUUCUAGAUGUUUUCUUUGCCUCUGAGCUCAAUUACAAACCGAAAUUUGCAGUGACCAACGACGGACACUUUCUAUUAGGGCCUCUAAGAACGGACGAAGGUUUCAAUGCAGUUGCAUACGUUAUUUAAAUGAGGAGGUUAAUACGUUUUACCCUGUAUGAGUGAAAUGUUUAGCGUUUCAUUUCAUAGUGUUCAUUUGAGGAAAUGGCUGAUUAUUCUUUUCUAUAUGCAACAUUUUACACAAAAGCAAGAGAAGUGGUUUGCCAUUUUUAUCGAUGCAACAACAUUUUCAAUGAUUCUCUGAGGUGAUCAUUUACUAUAGAACUUACUAAUGUGACCGUGUAAGAAUUAGGUGUUUGGUCAUACCCUUCUAUGUGAGACAAGAUAGAAUUUUCUUCCUGUAAGGGUUUGGAUCAAAGCAGUCAAAUCAUUUGUAAAACAAAUACCAAUGUUGGUCGUCGACUUAUUGUAAAAAUAACGCUUUAAAUUUGAAUUUUCUGAAACAUUUUUUGGUGUCCCUUCCUCAGUUAAUGUAGGCUAGCGCUGUCGUCUCCAAAUGCAGAGCAUUAGUCAGAAUAAAAGGAGAAUUGUUAGGCUCAUUAGGAUCAACCUCUCAAGUACCUCAAGUAAUUAUGUCGAUGAAGGUUAUAUACCAUACAUGCUAAUAUUGUGUGUUACUUUAUAUUCCGUUUAUACAUUUUUUUCAAAUCUAUUUUGUAACAUCUUCAGCUUGCGUUAUAUUUUUAGAACCCCCGAAACCGUUAUGUUAGGUUGCUCGGUAUAUGCCGUGGUUCUGGCACAAAAACAAAUACAAAAUAACUGUGAUUUGCUGUGAUGUAACACUGUUUGGGGUAU
Stylophora pistillata is the source of this 2905-nucleotide messenger RNA. RefSeq lists its product as uncharacterized. Lineage: Eukaryota; Metazoa; Cnidaria; Anthozoa; Scleractinia; Pocilloporidae. The record is from RefSeq and is a predicted model, not a curated record.